AUAAAUGAUUCAUUAAAAAAUGGAAAUAAAUUAAUUACAGCAAUCGUUGGAUCAUCAAUCGCUCGUAACAUAUCGGUCAAAAAUAUAGAGACUGAAACAGAUGAAGUACGUCUUCGUUUUAAAUCAGGAAGCGAUUGUGCUGAUGCUUUAGCAUGGUUAAUGACAAAUGAAGGUCAAACAUUCAUGCACAAUGUCAAUCAGCUCAUAUUUAUUAUUGGCACUAAUGACAUUCAUCGAGUGGGAGCUGACGAAACUGUUCGACGUAUUUCACAAACUGUUGAAUCAGUUCGUUAUUUAUAUCCAGGUGUAAAUAUAAUCCCAGGUCCAAGAAAACGGCACCGUUAA
Didymodactylos carnosus is the source of this 345-nucleotide messenger RNA. The record is from the annotation of a GenBank genome assembly. NCBI's taxonomy places the organism in Eukaryota, Metazoa, Rotifera, Eurotatoria, Philodinida, Philodinidae.